UAAUAAUUCAAAAUAAAUAAAAUUUGCCUGUCGCCCGCCUCUAAACAACACUUGGGACUUUUAAAAUGAAAAGAAAUUCCAUUAUUUUUAAAUUAUAGCCAUGAAAACAAUAAACAUAAAAGCAUUCAGAGAAUUAAAGUCAGAGAAAAAUCACACUACUGUAGUAAGCAUACUAGAUGAAAAAACUGUUACAAUAACAAAUAUAAAGGUUAGUUUGUCAGGUGCUGGUGAUAGUAGAGAGCGCUUGCGCCGUUAUCAAGCGGAUUAUGUUUUCGAUAGUAUUUCUUCUGCAAGUCCGAGUUAUGCUUCACAGGAAAGAGUAUUUCAAACAAUUGGUCAACCGGUUUUGGACAAUAUAUCAAGGGGCAUAUCAGCAUGUGUCUUGGCAUAUGGCCAGAGUGCCACCGGAAAAACCUAUACCAUGAUGGGAACUGAGGCUAAUCCAGGAUUGAUACCGAGACUUUGUUUGGCGUUCGCUGAUACGGGACCAUUGGAGUUAACUGUCAGUUUUUUUGAAAUAUAUAACGAACGCGUUCAUGAUCUGUUGGCCUCUGACGUUCUACCUUGUAAUUCACUCCCGAGGCGAACUGGAAAUACGCGGAAAGACCUACGCGUACGGGAACAUCCCACGAAAGGACCAUAUGUACAGAACCUACGACGAGUAUCAGUGCAUGACGUGGAGUCCUUGUUAAGCAUAGUGAGUGAAGGGAAGCGACAAAGACGAUCUGCCGCUACUAAAAGAAACUGCAAUUCAUCGAGGUCUCAUGCACUACUGGAAAUAAGUACACCUCAUGCUACGCUACGAUUGGUGGAUCUUGCUGGAAGUGAAAAAGCUGGCCAAGAAGGCAACGGUGGAUGUCGACAAAAGGAAGGAUCAAAUAUAAACAAAUCUUUGGUUGCAUUGAGCAAUGUUAUUUCAGCCUUAGCUCCCAAUAGCCCAUCCGGACUUCUGUUGAGAUAAUGUUCUACGCGAUCCUGAUGUUGCAACAGCUACGGACAUUGAGAAACCGCUUUCGAAAUUGCAUACGUAAAAUUGCUAUCGCCAUUGAGAGUUUACCCUGUAGAUAUAUCCAAUAUGCAUCUUUGCAUUGACAAUUUUUUCUUU
Molecule: messenger RNA, 1105 nt
Organism: Pieris brassicae (large cabbage white)
Lineage: Eukaryota; Metazoa; Arthropoda; Insecta; Lepidoptera; Pieridae
Product: kinesin-like protein KIF16B
Exons: 8
Coding region: 101-961 (286 amino acids)
Biological process (GO): microtubule-based movement
Cellular component (GO): microtubule; kinesin complex
Molecular function (GO): microtubule binding; microtubule motor activity; ATP hydrolysis activity
Source: RefSeq, a predicted model, not a curated record